Messenger RNA from Lates calcarifer (barramundi perch), 5317 nucleotides. Its product is annotated as arf-GAP with coiled-coil, ANK repeat and PH domain-containing protein 2. The record is from RefSeq and is a predicted model, not a curated record. Gene Ontology annotation, cellular component: cytoplasm. The transcript is spliced from 24 exons. Lineage: Eukaryota; Metazoa; Chordata; Actinopteri; Centropomidae. Bases 408 to 2915 code for a protein of 835 amino acids. Gene Ontology annotation, molecular function: protein binding; GTPase activator activity.
AUCUCUGUAUCUGUAGUACUUGCGGUGGAGAAAAAGCUCCUCUCCCACUGGCUGCUAUGACCUAACCAGCUACCGGACGGCACUCUCCUGCUCUCGCCGCUGACCGCUGCGUCUCAAAUAGUUUUUUUUUAUCCAGUGCGUUUUUUGGGGGGGCAGCUCACACAUUCAGCAUACAGUCGUUUAUGGUACCACUGUCGCGACUUUUUACCCGUAGCUGCUGGCCCUCUGAGGCUAGCUGGCUAGCAGAGCAGUGACAAGAGUGGAGCCAGCUGGUCGGGACCGAGGCGCACAGUAACGUUAGCAAACAAGCUAAUUAGCCAGAAAGACUCUGGAUUAUUGUCUUUAACCAAGAGAGAGAGAGAGAGAGAGAGACAGAGCAGGUCUGCGGGGUCACUCACUGCGGCAAAAUGAAGAUAACUGUGGAUUUCGAGGAGUGUUUGAAGGACUCCCCGCGGUUCAGAGCCACCAUAGAGGAAGUGGAGGGGGAUGUGUGCGAGUUGGAAUCCAAACUCGACAAAUUGGUGAAGUUGUGCAUUGGGAUGAUUGAUGCUGGAAAAGCCUACAAUGCAGCCAACAAGCAGUUUGUUAAUGGGAUCCGGGAGCUAGCCCAACAGUCCACCAGAGAUGAGGUCAUCGAGUCCAGCCUCACAAAGUUUGCUGAGAGCCUGCAGGAGAUGAUCAACUAUCACACGAUAUUAUUCGAUCAGGCCCAGAGAUCAAUCAAGACCCAACUUCAAACAUUUGUCAAAGAUGACUUACGUAAGUUCAAAGAAGCCAAGAAGCAAUUUGAUAAAGUGAGCGAGGAGAAGGAGGCGGCGCUCAUCAAGAAUGCCCAGGCACCCCGCAACAAGCAGCAUGAGGUGGAGGAGGCCACCAACAUCCUCACUGCCACACGCAAGUGCUUCCGACACAUCGUCCUUGACUACGUCCUACAGAUCAAUGUGCUACAGUCCAAGAGAAGAUCAGAAAUCCUGAAAUCGAUGCUGUCCUUCAUGUAUGCCCACCUGACGUUCUUCCACCAAGGAUAUGACCUCUUCAGUGAACUACAACCUCUUAUGAAACAGCUUGGAGGACAGUUGGACCAGCUGGUGGUGGAUGCUGCCAAAGAGAAGAGAGACAUGGAGCAGAAACACUCCACCAUCCAGCAAAAGGAUUUCUCGAAUGACGACACCAAGCUGGAGUACAAUGUGGAUGCAGACAACGGCAUCGCCAUGGAGGGUUAUCUCUUUAAGAGGGCCAGCAAUGCCUUCAAGACGUGGAAUAGGCGUUGGUUCUCCAUCCAAAACAAUCAGCUAGUUUACCAGAAGAAAUUUAAGGACAACCCUACAGUGGUGGUAGAGGACCUUAGGCUAUGUACAGUCAAACACUGUGAAGACAUAGAGCGUCGCUUCUGUUUCGAAGUGGUGUCACCCACCAAGAGCUGUAUGAUGCAGGCAGACUCAGAGAAGCUGCGACAGGCCUGGAUCAAAGCCGUCCAAAACAGCAUCGCCACCGCCUUCCGCGACAAGGGAGAUGAUGGCGAGAAGCUGGACAGGAAGUCGUCCACGUCGACGGGAAGUCUGGACUCUGGUGGAGAGCUGAAGGAGAGGUCACUGAAAGGAGAGAGUGCCCUGCAGAAGGUCCUGGCCAUCCCGGGUAAUGCCUGUUGCUGCGACUGCGGCCAACCAGAUCCUCGCUGGGCCAGCAUCAAUCUGGGCAUCACCCUUUGUAUACAGUGCUCUGGCAUUCACAGGAGCCUUGGGGUGCAUUUCUCUAAGGUUCGGUCUCUGACUUUGGAUACAUGGGAACCAGAGCUACUUAAGUUGAUGUGUGAACUGGGGAACGGAGUGAUCAACCAGAUCUAUGAGGCUCGGCGAGAGGAGCUAGGAGCCAGAAAACCACAGCCAGGAGACCCGAGACAUGAGGUAGAGGCCUACAUCAAAGCCAAAUACGUGGACCGUCGGUUUGUUCGCCAGCCGUCAGAUGAAGAGCUUCGCAACAAAGUGGUUUCACUGAGCAAACAGGAGAAAAGGCUAAGCAGCAGCUCUGAGCACCUGCCCCCAAGACCGCCUCCGCCUACCCCCAAACUCCGACCCGGUUCAAAUGCCUCUGGGCAGACAGCUGUUGCCAGCGGCUUGGAGGCUCGCCGCGACUCUCUCUUCUGUCCUGAUGAGCUUGACUCGCUCUUCUCCUACUUUGACACUUCCUCCAAGCUCAGGAGCAUAAAAAGUGCAGACAGUGGCAUCCAAAACAGUGCUGAUGGAAGCAGGGAAAUGCUGGCCACCACCCCCUCCAAUAACAGCCUGGCAGAUGCAGAUGCUGCUGAGUCUCCGCCCAUGCCCAUGCCUGCCACGCUGCCUCCUCCGUCACCCUGCAAGGAGGUGGUUUUCUAUGAGCCAAAGGAGUACAGCCCAGGCCUGCAGCUCUACUGGGCGUCAUGUGCCCGCAGCCUGCCGGACAUGGCAGAGGCACUGGCCCAUGGAGCUGAGGUCAACUGGGUCAAUACAGAGGACGACAAGAGGACGCCGCUCAUCAUGGCGGUGCAGGGGGGCUCACUGGUCACCUGUGAGUUUUUGCUUCAAAAUUCAGCUAAUGUGAACCAGCAGGACGCUCAGGGCCGGGGACCCCUCCACCACGCAACCAUGCUGGGUCACACAGGGCAAGUGUGUUUGUUCUUAAAACGAGGAGCAAAUCAAAAUGCUGCAGACAUUGAUGAGAAAACACCCCUGACCAUAGCGGUGGAAGCAGCCAACGCAGACAUUGUCACACUGUUGCGACUGGCGAAGAUGAACGAGGAGAUGCGAGAGGCGGAAGGGCCCUACAGCCAGUCAGGAGAUGAAACCUACCAGGACAUCUUCCAGGACUUCACCCACAUGGCCUCCAAUGACCCGGACAAGCUGAACCGCUACCAGCAGUACGACCCGCAGCGACCCUGACACUGCAUGAACACUGUCUGCUAGCACUUAAAAAGAUGCCGUCUCAACUCAACCCGAGAGAGACAAGGUAACAUCUGCCUCCACCCGGAAAGCAACAGAAUUCGGAAACAUCUGCAUUAAAGCUGGUUAGUGCCACCAUGGCUGGACACGUCACCAUAUCUUACACGACCAAUGCUCCCUUUCAUCAUAUUAAUUGUGUGAUUACAGCCCCUUCUUGAAAAGUACAAGCUUUUCACUCAUGUGAAGGGGAACUUCUGUGAACGGAAAACCUCACUGUUAAAACUUUUUUUAAAACUGUGCUUCCUAAUAGGACCUAUUACAAUAAGUGAAUGGUACAGUGUUAAAGCCUUUGGAAGGAUUUGCAGAGUCAUUUAAAAAAAAAAAAAAACAUAAUUGAACUCGGUUUGAAUGUAGAGCUGCCGACAAGGCUGUCAGUUAAGUGUAAUCUUUAAUGUCACACUUCCUGACAAAAGACUUUUUUUUUUUAACAUAAAAAAGAAGUGUGCUGCAUCAGUGUAAAGAGAGGUAAGUGCAUGACAGACUGUUUAAUACUCCACUUCAAUUUUUAAGUGCUUCCUCUUUUCAGUAGGAUUCUCUUUAUGAGCAUAAACAUCUUUUUGUAUCAAAGUUUUGUUUUAUGAACUCCCUGCAGCGUAUACAUGGCAAUAUGCUUUUUACUCAUUUGCACAAAUCCCUUUGUCUUAAAUCGCCACUGAUGUUUACCAGUUUUGAUGGUAAGACUUUGACGUGUUAAACAAUGUACAGUGUUUAUCGAAGUAAACAUCUUUUUUGUUGAAUAGAUCAUAGUUUUGUUUGUCAGGUUUUUUUUCAUUUAGAUUUUUUAAAUGCUUGUUUUUUUUUUAAACAUUUUCCUCUGAAUGAUUUUAAUUUCCCAUGUUUGCACCACAUCAGUACUUGUGGUAUGUGUCAGUGCAGCAAUCCGCAAUCAGCUUCCUGAUUUUGUGGAAUUAAAAUAGCUUCAGUCAUCUGAGGUGAUAGUUAAUUUGCUGAUUCAGUCUCAUGCUGAUAUGAGAUUAAAAAGUUAUUGAAAAGUUAUUAUUAUUGAGUAUAUAUGUGGACAUUUUAGUCUCGUUGAUUUUAGAAUUGUCGAUAACGGUUUAUUUUUACAGGUUCAUAAUUUCAUAACAAUUUUCACUGAGAUUUCCUGGAAGAAACUGUGUAAUUUAGUAAUAAUUACAGGGAAUAUAUGAUUUCUUCCAUCUAAACCCAAAUAAAUGUUCAUUUAUUAUUGGUAACUUAAAGUUACAAUCCUGAAGCUUUCAGCCUUGGUUGAUUUGGCGAUAUCUGUAGUUACAGCAGUGACAGAAAGUGCAGUUUUAUACGAAAGCAACUCUUCAUCUAACAGCUCAGUGUGGCUGUUCCUACUUGUUUCAUUACAAAAUAGUCUGCUGACAAAAAAAUAUUAAGAAUGACUGUUUUGUUUUGUAGAUGCAUUUUUUGAUAAACACAAAUGUUGGUGACAAAUACAGUGUUUCCUGUGACUGCCUCACAAAAAAGCCAACUUGUGUUUGCCCAGUUUGAUGCUUUUAAUGUGAAGUGGCAGCAGCAGAAAAUGUUCAACAAAGUUUAGUGAGGCUGACAUUAGUGAGAUGAAAUUAAAACUGUAACCCUGGAUUACAUGCUGCAUCAUUUAAUGGCUAUAGUGGAAAAAAUAACAACCAUAAAUAGAAUCAAAUAUUGAGUUUUAUUUCAAAAAUCACAACAUUCAUAUUUUUAACUCAGCAGACAAAUCAGCUGACCGUCUGUGCACUGACUAAAAUACUUUCUCCAGACAAAUAAUUGGAAUGAAUGAACACUAUUUCUAGCAUUAGUAGCAAACUUCCUAAGACAUCACAAAGAAAUUAUUAGUAAAUUAUGGAUACAAAAAUACCAUGAGUUGUGAAGCCACUGUCAUUGAACUAUUAAAGAAACAUUUUCACUUACAGAGUCACUCUUUAUGACCUAGUUUAGACACUAUUAGGCACCUUCACCGAAAUGUUCAAGAUCAGAUAUGAAUUCUGCAAAUUUCAUGAUAGAAGUUUUGUAAUGUACUGUAGAAGCUGUUAGUUUCCUCUGUCAAAACAGUAAAAUCUUCACUGCUUUUUAACAUUUACAGUAUAUAGCAAGACAUGAUAUCUGCUUCAGAGGAAACCUUUGGCUGAUGCAACAUGGGAUACAAUUCUUGUACAUUUUGUACAGAUGCUUUUGAAUUCUACAGAGAAUUGAAGUAUAAAGUUAGAGGUACUUGAAUCAUUAAAUAAGCUUUUGUACAUGCUGUUCUUUGUAUCCUUCUGUAAUUUUAGCCCAUUUUAUAUUGCCUGUCUGUAUACCAAUAUACAUGUACUGUAUAUUCUACCUGUAAUAUGUAAGGACUUCAAUACAUAUGGACUGAGGAUUCAUCA